Molecule: messenger RNA, 2445 nt
Organism: Pleurotus ostreatus (oyster mushroom)
Lineage: Eukaryota; Fungi; Basidiomycota; Agaricomycetes; Agaricales; Pleurotaceae
Exons: 3
Coding region: 1-2445 (814 amino acids)
Source: RefSeq, a predicted model, not a curated record
AUGAGUCGCUGCUCCUCCACAGAAUCACUUCACGACUACCACUACGACUACUACAACUUCUACCAUAUCUACCCUUCAACUGAAUCGUUCUCCUCCAACGACUCCAGCAUGUCUACGCCAAGUAAGCAAGGGGCAACUGGCGUGUACGCUCGAAACCGCACCAAUAUGGACGCUGCCUUGAAGGCAGAUCUUGCUGGCCUCAUCACGAAAGACGUGGAAUUAGAAGAAUUUGUGCGACAUGUAUACGGCGUAUCGAAAGACGACAUCAAGGCAAUAAAGUCCAAAGAAUGGAAGCUUGAGGGCUUGGAUACCUACAUGAAGCUGCUUGGCGAAGGUGCUCGAGAAGAGAAGUUCUAUGCACCAUUCAAGGCAAUUAUGGCCAACUUAUUCGGCAUUUUCGAGAGCGAGAAACGCAAGAUUGACGUACAUCAUGCAUCCCUUGGCAAGACCGCACUGAAAAGUGUCGGGAACGUUCGAAAACCAGACCAACUUUUCUUCUUCGGCUCGCACGACGACAAGUCACCCAUAACCUGGUCACUCGCUAAAGCCUUUGUCGAGCUCGCCGUGACAUCUAGCGCGCAACGCAUCAUCACGUCCAGUAGCUCGGCUAUAGCCACAAUCAAUGAAGAGGAAGCUGUAUUUGGUCUAGCUGCGUCAGCGCCCGACUUGAUGCUACCCGCAACAAUCACAACACCGUCCGGGGGGACGAAGCGCCGGAGCACAGAUCCCACAGACAGACCGAAGCCCCCGAAGAUCCCCAAAAUCAGCAUCUUGAAUAAGAAAGAACCACAAGCUGCAGGGUACGCUUUGGAGCUCCUGGCUUCGACUUGCAGACGAUGGGCCACCGGCAUGGUCAUCACAGACACGCAAGUGGCUUUGCAUUACUACGAUCGUGUGGGUGCCAUCUUCACCAAGCCUUUCAAAUUCGACGAAGAGCCAUGGAAGUUAGCGUUGGUCGCCUUGGCCAUUGGAGGAUGCGACCUUGUACAAGCAGGAUUCGAACCACUCGUUGCGUCCAGCCUCGACACCGCGCUCUCGCAGCCGCUUCUUUCACUAAAUAAUGCGAUUCUUAGAUUGCCAAAAGAUGACAGCAAUAAGGACGGCAGCGACAAAGUGAUUGGCGAUAAAGUGAAAGGUGAAACUGUCAUCGAGAAAGUCUGGUCGCACUUCAAAAUCACUGGUGAACCGCUAUACGUAUAUGGCGGUCUUACUGGACGCGGGUCACAUGUCUUACCUGGAGAUCUAGUCGAAGAAGCCCCUGCCCAGGAUCGCGCAGAAGGUGUGGCCAGCAAGGGAAAGCAGGUUGCUGAAGCCUCAGAGGCACCAGAGGGCGCCAUGGUUGUCAAGCUCAGUUGGCCGAUGGAGAAACGUCCGUAUCUCGAGGCGGAUACAAUCAAGGAUCUCGUCGAGAAGAUUCCAUGGAUGUCGCGUCACCUACCUCGGAUUCACUGCGCUAUAUCACUCAAGGGUGAAUUUAUGGGACUACCACGGCGCCUCUUCCACGACAUGACCAUAGCAUAUGGAUUGGAGCAGCGGUACUUCACCCUCCUAUUCUCGGAUCGCUAUAAACACCUUUGGGAUGUCAAAACAUUGAUUGGGUUCCAAAUGGCAUAUAUUGACAUCGUUGAGUGCCACCACACCGUGACGAAGUACGGAAAAGUGCUUCAUAGGGAUAUAAGCGAGAACAACCUAUUGUGGACUAAUGAUAAGCGCGUCGUUGGGGUCCUCAAUGACUGGGAUCUAGCCACACCCGUCGAUGCGGUUGGCAAUAGCACCAACCACCGAACCGGGACGGGCCCGUUCAUGGCCUACGACCUACUCGGGCCCAAACCGCCUGUCCAUCUGUAUCGGCACGAUCUCGAAUCGCUCUUUUAUGUGCUUAUAUGGGCGGUAGUGCAUUAUAACAUUGGCAGUGACGUCCCUUACUCCCGCGUUGUCAAUCCAGUGCUGAAAACAUGGACUGGGGAUUAUGGAGAAGCUCGUAAUGCGAAGCAUGCUUUCUUGGGGGACCCUGAGCCCGUGCUACUCGAGGUACAGCCUGUGUUCAAGCCAUUGCAAGCUACAUGGAUCGAACCACUCUGCGACCUUUUUCAAGAGGCUCAGACGAAUCGAGACAAGCAUGCGAGAACGAGAAGAGCAAGAGAAGAAGUCAUCGGACAGGACGUUCUGACGGGAAGCCAAGGAUCUGCCACAGAGACGGACCUGUUCGGUAUGAGACUGUGGGACGAAGACCAGGAUGAUGACGAGGGCUCAGCCCCUUCUCCGACCGUUCCACAGGCUGUCGCUCCUUCUCCUGCUCCACGAAGCGACGACAUCGACUUCGAGACUCUGGGAGACUGUUUGACGUUUGAGAAAUUCAUGGCUGCCUUGGGUGGAAGCCGGCCCGUUGGGAUACCGAAGAAAUACCGCGCCUACGCGGAAUCCCUCCUUGCAGUGCCCAAGUGA